GAACCAUCUGAGCUCAGUUGAACUCGGUACGUCGAAGGCGCGUGUCUGGUACCGUCGGAGGAAGAGGAACAGACAAGAAGAGAGAGAGAAAGAGAGAAGGAGCAAGAGUGCGCGUGCGUUGUCAAUCUUAUUUACAUGGUAUCUGUGUGACAGAAACUAGCGAGAGCAUAUUUCUGCACGCGACUAUUUACCCCCUCGACGAUUACGGGAGGCGGUUGUAAUAGUUGUACCGUGGUAACAGUAGGAGAGAAGAAACGAGAAGAGAAACAGUGUCGUGAUCAUCGAUCACCAUCACUAGUCAUUCACUCUUGACAGACAUCAUGAGGAACAUUGUGCAGGUCGCAGCUCUUUUUACCCUUCUCCUCAUCUCCCGCGGUGGAUGCAGGGCGGAAAUAGGAGAUGAGUCGUAUUACGACGACGACGAGGAGGUGGUAAAUGAACCAAGCUCGGAAACAAACUCUAAACCUGCGGAAAUCCUGACAAAACCUUUAACACUGGUAGUGCAUGUAGGCGACAAAGUAAUCCUGCCUUGCAACGUGUCAAACUCAGAAAGCACCUUGAUCGCAUGGUACAAGGGUGACAAAGUCAUCUACUUUGGUACUAUUCCAUACACGAAAGAACCUAAUCGAAUCAAACUAAAAGAAGACAACAGUUUGGUCAUAAACUACUUUGACCAGAGCGACGAGUCCAACCAGUACAAAUGCAGCAUCACCAGCAAAAACCAGACAGUAACUCACUCGGUUCGCAUCUACGUCCCACCGACUGUCCAUAUUCCUACCGGAGAAUUGAUCGUUAGGCCUGGUGAAAACAUCGCACUUAAGCGGCCGAACCUAGACGUCACCCUAUCUUGUAUUGCCAACUGGGAACCGAAGCCAGAAGAGAUCAUAUGGUCCUACAAGGGUCACACCAUAUUCAGCGACAAGUUACCGGAGGGUGGAAUUAGUAACUAUACCGUCCGCAAUGUUACCCUGGAAAACAUGGGGUAUUACCAGUGCCUUGCGGGAAACAAGGUGAAAAUGAUCUGGGUCCUGCUUAACCAUGCUCCGAGGAUCGAGGUUGAUCACAAACGAGUUCAUACGGCGAUAGGGCCGGAAUCGGAGUUGAAGUGCGUCGUCUACAGCCAUCCCGAGGCUGAGGUCGUCUGGUUGAAAAAUGGGGUGGAAGUCGGGAAGAAUAAGAAUAAGGUCGUGCCGAUAAACCCUCUGCAAACUAACUACACCCUCACGUUCAGCCGCACUACCCAGGACGAUUUGGGAAAUUACACGUGCCAUGCAAAAAACAAGAUGGGAAGCGCGAAUGCGAUCAUCGAACUUACAGGUGCCCCCACAGAGGCUAUGUUCGACGGUAUCAGAUAUGAUGAUGCUACUCCGAUCCUUAAGUGGGUCGUCAAUAGCCACGCUCCGAUCUUGGACUACAAGCUCAAUUAUCGUCGGCAAGGUAACGAUACGUGGAUAACCGUUACGCCAAAGGUCACCGACGAAACUGCGAGCACUCGAUAUACCCUCGAGUACCGCUUGGAAGGUCUUGAUGAAGGUUCUUACGAAACUGUACUCUACGCUCAGAACCAGUACGGAUGGUCGCCCAGCAAUUCAAGAAUUUACAAAUUUAAAGGAUACUCAUCAACAACGUCAAGUGGAGAAACAGCAAGUGUCCAGUUCCUUAUGUUUUCGAGAUUGUUAAUCUUAGCUGCUUCACUCCACAUCUAUACCACGUAUCUUUAACCUUCUCGGUGUAUCGAACUACGUAGGUAAAUUGCUACAGCCAAAGCGUAUACACCGGCUGCUAUCGUCGCCUGGUGAAUAUAUGUAUAGUAUAUAAGCGUAUGUACCGCACAGCCUCUCAGAAGACAACGGUGGUCACCGUAGGUGUUUUCUUGGCUAUUAUACGUAUACAUAUACAUACAAGUAAUUUUUAUACUCGCUCUUCCUUCGUUCCAAAUCUUUUCGUUUAAAUAUUCAUAUAUAUUUAUAUAUAUAUAUAUAUAUAUAUAUAUACAUACAUCUCUAUCAUAAUGCAAAAUA
Messenger RNA from Diprion similis, 2021 nucleotides. Its product is annotated as limbic system-associated membrane protein-like. Gene Ontology annotation, molecular function: protein binding. The record is from RefSeq and is a predicted model, not a curated record. The transcript is spliced from 9 exons. Bases 321 to 1721 code for a protein of 466 amino acids. Lineage: Eukaryota; Metazoa; Arthropoda; Insecta; Hymenoptera; Diprionidae.